UCUCGAGGGCCUUGACUCCCAAAAAACCAAAGAAAAGUGAGGGAAAAAUUAGAGAGAGAGAGAGAGAAGUAAAAACAUUGAAACAGUGAGAAAGUAAAUACAGAGAGAGAGAGAGAGUGAGAGAAAGCGAGGGAAAGCGUGGGAAAAUUUUACUGUGUGUGAGAGAGAGAUGAAGCACAUUUUCAAGAAGCUUCACAUAGGAAGCAACCACGACCCGAACCGAUCAAACGAAAACCCUAACGUGACGUCCGCGACGGCAUCGACGCCGCCGUCUUGUGCCCCCGAUCAACGGCCGGUUUCUGUGCAGACUUCCGGCGCCUUGCCUCCGGCGAGUCCUUCGGCUUCGUCGUCGGCGACUACUUCUCCGGCGAGCAACGCUGCUGGUACUACGCCGUCUUCUGCUGUCGCUGCUGCGUCUGCGGCGGCUAAUAGAGCUGACUAUAUCUCGUCGGAGGAGGAGUUCCAGGUUCAGCUGGCCCUAGCGAUCAGCGCGUCGAAUUCGGAGUUCCGAGACGAUCCGGAGAAGGAUCAGAUCAGAGCCGCGACGCUGCUGAGCUUGGGAGGUCAUCGGAUCGAUUUGGUGAGGGAUAAGGAUGAAGUUUCGGCGGAGACUUUGUCGAGGCAGUAUUGGGAAUACAAUGUUCUUGACUAUGAAGAUAAAGUGGUGGAUGGUUUUUACGAUAUAUAUGGGCUCUCCACAGAAUCAGCAAACCAAGGAAAGAUGCCAUCUAUCACUGAUAUUGAAACAAACCUUGGUAGUUCUGGCUUUGAAGUUGUAAUGGUUAAUCAAAGAGUUGAUCCUUCCCUGGAAGAGUUACUGCAAAUUGCACACUGUAUUGCUUUAGACUGUCCAGUCACUGAGGUUAGUGUGUUGGCACAGAGGCUUGCUGAACUAGUUACUGGACAUAUGGGUGGGCCUGUGAAGGAUGCUAAUAUUAUGCUGGCACGGUGGAUGGAAAGGAGGACAGAGUUGAGGAUGUCUCUUCAAACAAGUGUGUUGCCUAUUGGAUCCAUCAAUGUUGGCCUUUCUCGACAUCGUGCUUUGCUUUUCAAGGCAUUAGCUGACAAUAUCAAGAUGCCUUGUAGACUAGUAAAAGGUAGUCAUUACACUGGUGUUGAGGAUGAUGCUGUCAACAUAAUAAAGUUGGAAGAUGAAAGGGAAUUUUUGGUUGAUCUAAUGGCAGCUCCUGGAACACUUAUACCAGCUGAUAUUCUAAGUGCAAUGGAAAAUACCUUUAAGCCAUACAAUCCAAAAAUAAACAAAAUCCCACCUCUCCAUUUGUCUAAUGACAUUGGAGUUACGUACUUAAGACCAAAGCCUUUACUUGGUGAAGGUAGCAGUCAUAACUCUGCAGUUGAGAGUAGCUCACCCUUGGAUAGAAGGUCAAGUUCUGAAAAGGCAGAAUCCAUUCCUUUAUUCCCCAGUACAAGUGGUGACACUACUGUUAGUUCAUCUGGUAUGUCGAAUAAGCCGAGUCCCAAUCAGUCGGAUCUUUCAUCAUCAGGCAUUGGCACCUCUCUGUAUAAAGGCAGUCGUGGUACCCAUGCAGUUGGUGAUGGUGUGAGGAUAAAUCUCAAUGGAGUUCCAUAUAACCAAAAUAACCCUGAGGAUCCAAAAAAUCUUUUUGCAGAUCUUAAUCCAUUCCAGAUAAAAGGAACUGGCAAAACUUCUUUGCAUAACAAACCUACAGAGAAUAGAGUUGAUGAGCUUCAGAGACCGAUAAAUAACCCUGGUCGACCCCCUGUAUCAUUGAUGUGGAAGAAUCGAUAUGCUCUCAAUGAAGUCCCUCAGAAAAAGGAGUAUGAUUAUAUGGAGGGUCUAUAUCCAAGAAUCAAUCGUGAGCCUAAUGACUAUAAUCUGCCAUCGUUAGCUUCCACCAGUUCUAAUACACCUGGAAAGAUCUAUGGUGAUGGUUUCAAAUCAGCUGGUAAUUCAAAUAUGCCCAGUAUGGGCAGUAAUGCAGCAAAUUCUGUCAGUGGCACCAGUUCAUUGUUGGAAGCUAGCUCAAGUCAGUUUGAUAGGUUUCAUCAUGUGGGGGAUUUGAAUGCUAAUUUAAAGCGAGAACGUCCUAGGAAUGGGGAAGAAUCACAAAGUAAUGCGGUGGAUUUGGUUCAAGAACUUGAGGACAAUGAAAUUGGUUUUCACGAUCGUAGAAAGAGUAUGCAUGAUCGAUUUAUGGGGAACAAUUUGAAAUUGAAGGAUCCAGAAAGUGCUAGCUCGUCUUUUGACUCCAGCACAAGUAAGGCUGAACAAAUAUACUCCAGCACAAGUAGGGCUGACCAAAUAUUUGAUGAUGUCGAUGUAGGAGAUGAAAUUCGUUGGGAAGACCUGGUUAUUGGUGAAAGGAUUGGACUAGGUUCAUAUGGGGAGGUUUAUCAUGCUGAUUGGAAUGGCACGGAGGUCGCUGUGAAGAAGUUUUUAGACCAGGAUUUCUCAGGUGCAGCUUUGGCUGAGUUCAAAAGUGAAGUACGAAUAAUGCGUAGACUGCGGCAUCCAAAUGUUGUUCUUUUCAUGGGUGCUGUUACUCGUCCUCCAAACCUCUCUAUCAUUUCUGAGUUUCUUCCAAGGGGAAGCUUAUAUCGAAUUCUUCAUCGUCCUCAAUGUCAACUUGAGGAGAAGCGCAGAAUAAAAAUGGCUCUUGAUGUGGCUAGGGGCAUGAAUUGCUUACAUGCAAGCACACCAACAAUUGUUCACAGGGAUUUGAAGUCACCGAACCUUUUAGUUGAUAAGAACUGGAAUGUCAAGGUGUGUGAUUUUGGGUUAUCACGCUUAAAGCACAACACUUUCUUGUCAUCCAAAUCAACUGCAGGAACGCCUGAGUGGAUGGCACCUGAAGUUCUCCGAAACGAGCCAUCAAAUGAGAAGUGUGAUGUCUAUAGCUUUGGAGUCAUUCUGUGGGAGCUAGCUACCUUGAGAUUACCUUGGAGUGGGAUGAACCCAAUGCAAGUGGUGGGUGCAGUAGGUUUCCAGAAUCGUCGCCUGGACAUCCCCAAGGAAGUGGAUCCUAUGGUUGCUCGGAUAAUUUGGGAAUGUUGGCAAACGGAUCCAAACUUGCGACCCUCAUUUGCACAGCUCACAGUAGCUCUCAAGCCUUUGCAGCGGCUUGUCAUGCCAUCACAUCUGGACCAGCCAAGUUCACCUCUGCCACAAGAGAUUUCAGUAAAUUCUACACCUUGAAUUGUUUCAUUUUCUCAAGUGUGAAUAAGGAGACAUUUUACUUCUUUGCCAUGAGAGUAGUAUAUGAAAAUUUAAAAGGAAAAACACAGAAAAGAAAAGGAACAUUUGAUUAGAAGGCUUGUAGGUUUGUAAUUUGUGUUAAAGUUCUGUAUGUAUUUCUGCUGCAGCCAAAAAGACUGCAGCAGCUCUUUUUGUACAGCUUGGUGUACAUCGUUUGUUCCAACAAGAACUGAAACUGUGUAAUAUAUGUGUUCAUACCUUUUUUAAGACAAAAGGCACAUUGUCAUAAUGAAAGUAAAAUUACAUUUUGCUGUUA
Quercus lobata is the source of this 3494-nucleotide messenger RNA. Its product is annotated as serine/threonine-protein kinase EDR1-like. The transcript has 13 exons. Gene Ontology annotation, biological process: protein phosphorylation; signal transduction. The record is from RefSeq and is a predicted model, not a curated record. Gene Ontology annotation, cellular component: cytoplasm. Lineage: Eukaryota; Viridiplantae; Streptophyta; Magnoliopsida; Fagales; Fagaceae. Bases 170 to 3178 code for a protein of 1002 amino acids. Gene Ontology annotation, molecular function: ATP binding; protein kinase activity.